Messenger RNA from Porites evermanni, 5234 nucleotides. NCBI's taxonomy places the organism in Eukaryota, Metazoa, Cnidaria, Anthozoa, Scleractinia, Poritidae. The record is from the annotation of a GenBank genome assembly.
GUAUUUCCAAAGAACAUAUCUCUAUCACUUAAGCACGUAUGUCUAGGAAUACUGGUUGUUCAAACAUCAUCUAUGGUCCUCACGAUGCGUUACUCAAGAACACAUGGAGAAAUGUAUAUUGCUUCUACAGCAGUGGUAUUCUCGGAAAUCUUUAAGAUCCUGGCAUGUUUAGCUAUUAUUUUUCAUGGAUCACACUAUCGAUGGUCGUAUUUCGUGGGACAAGUAAGGGAAGAGAUUUUAGGUAAACCAUGGGAGAACUUAAAGCUGGCUGUGCCCUCUGGGCUGUACACAAUUCAAAACAAUCUCCUGUUCCUCGCUCUUUCUAAUUUGGAUGCUGCCACGUACCAGGUUUGAAACAAAAAAUAUUUAAUUAAUAAAUUCGUUUAUCUAUUAAGUGUUGUAGUACGUCCGAAGCAUGUUGUUCUGGUCUAAUAAAAUGGGAACACAAAUCAAAGCAUAUUUAAAAAGAGUCAAUCGCCCCCUGCAAUUGUCACUCGAGUAAAGUUCCCUGUAAUCAAGACUUUCCUGUGCUGUUGAUUUUAUAUUUGUUUUUUCAUUUCAAAAUCCGAAAUUUCAGUUUCAUGCGGAAUCCAGCUGCUAACGAUUUCUCUCUCUUAUGUAUAUAAAAUUAUUAUUAUCAAUAUCAUCACCCAUUCCUUCUCUCUGUUACACUGGUACCAAACCUUUGGAAUUCUUUAUCUAUUGAUGUUAAGAAAAUCAAGCCGUUUUGUAGUUUUCAUCAAAAUAUCAAGAAUUUUAUGAUUGAUGGUUACAAUAGUGUUAUUAAUUCCUGAAGAUUUAUGAUUAUAUUAUCUUUAACUACUAGUUAAUUACUGACAUAAUACUUUUUAUCUAAAACAGCUAUUUUGUCACUAUUAUUCCUUCUACUUGUAUUCUUGUUUUGGGUCACCUACUCGGUUAGUUCUACGAACUAUUUAGGUGUCCCAAUCUCUGCACAAUGAACCUAAAAUUAAAAAAAUUCUUUUCCUUCUUCACAAUGUUUUAUUUUUAUAUUUAAAAGCACUGAAUUGUAUUAUAUUCUUUGUGAGUUUAAAUAAAAAUUGAUUUGACUUGACCCUAUUUCAAACAUUCAGAUAGUGGGGUGCAGGCAAGAAAUAGGCUGAAAAAACAAUGAGGGGAGACUGGAAGGCCAGUUGAUUGACUUACUGAAUGGGCCAUUUGCAUGAUGGCAUCACGUUACUACUACUACCAGAAUCCUUCAGGGUAUUGCUUUCUUGUGUAAAUUAGGGCUUUUGUUAUUUAAACCUUGCUCGGAUUACUAAAUUUAAAUAUGAAAAAAAAAGAUGAAAAUGGAUAAAAAGGAAAAAAAAGACGUCAUCCUAUUGAGUUUAAGGAGAUUGAAACAAUUAAAAAUUAAUUGGAAUAUCAAUAAUCACUACAAAAGUGGGGCUAUUGUUUGAGGGUUACCAAAUUGACAAGAAAAGUAUAUAUCAGUUUUCUUACUGUAACUUAUUGUUGCAAUUUCAGGUCACAUAUCAGCUGAAGAUUUUAACCACGGCAUUGUUCUCUGUUUGUAUGCUUCAUAAGAAAUUAAGCAUUUUGAAGUGGAUUUCUCUCCUUCUUCUUAUGGGUGGAGUUACAUUAGUUCAGGUGAGGAGUUACAUGUAGUGGUAUACAUCAAACACCGCAGCCANAUAUCAGCUGAAGAUUUUAACCACGGCAUUGUUCUCUGUUUGUAUGCUUCAUAAGAAAUUAAGCAUUUUGAAGUGGAUUUCUCUCCUUCUUCUUAUGGGUGGAGUUACAUUAGUUCAGGUGAGGAGUUACAUGUAGUGGUAUACAUCAAACACCGCAGCCAAGCGUUUGAGUCAUAAUUUUACCUCUGGAUUAGAAUCAAAGAUAGGAUAAUCGCAGUGUUUUGAAUAUUAACAGUCACUUGCUUGAGAGAGUUUUUAGAUAUCAUAAGUUUGUUCCUGUGAAGUCAGUGAGAGGUGAGUGCUAGCUGAUGCAAGAUUUCUGUGAUUUUUGUCAUUUUGAUUCACAGUUUUCAAAUUUUUUUUUAAUCCAAUUCAAAGUUUUCUCCCACAUUGUAAGUGUAAUCCUUUAGUUUCAUCAUCAGCACUAUACUACUGUUUUUACUCUAGUGUUUGUGCUUUCGCCUAUUUUUCUUUUCUUUUCCUUAAUUCCUUCAUGUAAAGACAUUUUGUAAAUCAACCUUGUUAAUAUAUUUUUUAAUUUUUGCUUUUAAUAACAAUCUUUAUUAGUGGAGAACAGAUAAAGGAAAAGAGAAUACUGGUAAAGAGCUGUCCCUGUCAGGACAGUUUGUUGGUUUACUGGCAGUCUUAACAGCUUGCUGUUCCAGUGGUUUUGCUGGUGUUUACUUUGAAAAAAUUUUAAAAGGAACUAAAUCAUCUAUUUGGAUGAGAAAUGUCCAGUUAGGUAAAGUAUCGUUUAAAAUCUGUUGUUAGUGGUUCAUUCCCUAAAAUGUUGAUGCGACAAUAUAUCUAGAACAUGUUAUCGAUAGUGGGUGGUUAUCAUUUUGAAUACUAAACUAUAAACGUUUAUUACUGUGAAACUCACAAAACCAUGAACACCAGAAAUAUUUAUGGAAUGUUAUUGUAUUCCGAGAAAUAAGCCAGUAUAAAGGUGCGUGAUAACUAAACUGCGAACAGCAAUGGUACUUAAAUUGUGGUUUUGAGGUUUGCUUGCUUAUCCUGAACUUUAUUGUGAUUGGCCAGUACACAAUCAACAUUCCUGAAAUUUUUCAGGUGUUCACGGUCUUCUGAGUUUGACAGUAAUAAUAUAUUGUAAAUGAAUACGAAAGGAAAAAGGGUUGCCAAAUAAAUUCAUCUGCUGUGUAAAGUCAAGAAAACAAUUUUUUCGAGCAAAUUUUUGUGGUGAGGCUGUUGGGACACUUUAUACCUCCUUCAAUCUACUCUACAUGACAAUAUACAGCCUUGUUUCCUCACCUUGGCUCUAGUUACCAAGGUCAUGAGGGUUACUAUUGUUAUUGGCCUUGUCCCCAGUGGCCAAAGUGAUGGUGUGAACAAGACAGACUGAUGAGCUGUUGGAAAUUUGGGAAAAACAAUUUUAAUUUUCUUUUACAAUUUCUAGAAAGAAUCUUGAUUUAUAAUUUAUUGAAUAGAAAAAAAGUUUGGCCAUAGCAUGAACAGUACGUCCCAAACUGAAAAAUCUUUGGCAUAAUUUUCCCAAUGAACAGUAUCACACGAUAAAAUUUAAAGCCUAAUCAUAACUGAAAUAUGAUGCUUUUUUGUUUACAGGAGCUUUUGGUGUAGUAUUUGGCUUGAUAGCUGUUUUUAUAAAUGAUGGAAAUCAAAUUAGCAAUGGAGGUUUCUUUCAAGGCUAUAACAGUAUGACCUGGAUGGUUAUUUCACUUCAGGUGUUUAUAAUACAGAAAGAUGUGUAUAANAACAGUACGUCCCAAACUGAAAAAUCUUUGGCAUAAUUUUCCCAAUGAACAGUAUCACACGAUAAAAUUUAAAGCCUAAUCAUAACUGAAAUAUGAUGCUUUUUUGUUUACAGGAGCUUUUGGUGUAGUAUUUGGCUUGAUAGCUGUUUUUAUAAAUGAUGGAAAUCAAAUUAGCAAUGGAGGUUUCUUUCAAGGCUAUAACAGUAUGACCUGGAUGGUUAUUUCACUUCAGGUGUUUAUAAUACAGAAAGAUGUGUAUAAUUUGUUUGUGUUUGUGUUUAUUUCUCUUUGGCUUGAAAAUGUACAAUAUUCCAGGUUUACUUUGUUUCAAAAAAUGUUGACAGGUUAACCACGAGAAAAUACAAAUUAAAUUGGUUUGAACCACAAAAAUAUAUCCACACAACUGUAAAUUGUAAUGUCAAUGCAAUAUUUUUUUCUGAAAGAAAAAGCUUUGAUGCAUAUGAAACCAAAACAUUAAUUGGCUGUGAAGUUCUAAAGGUUGAUGUCUCACUUGUUCCUUAUUUUGACCUGUAGGCCUUUGGUGGUUUAGUCGUGGCAGCAGUUGUAAAGUAUGCUGACAAUAUCUUAAAGGGCUUUGCCACCUCAGUCUCUAUAGUGGUGUCGUCUCUUGUCUCAUUUUAUUUCCUUGGGGACUUUCAGCCGACAAAGUGAGUUUACAAUUAUAACAUACUACAUUAUUUUGUAACUGCUAAAUAUAGCUUUUAUUUGCUUUGACCCAUCCUCUUACUCGCUGUUGCUUUCUUUUUCACCAUGUUCUUUAGGUCUCAAUUGUUAAAUGUUUAGGGAUAUUUUGCUGGUUGUGGGGUACUCUAAUGUAUUUGUGAUGGAAAAUCCAAAAUAAUAUUUAUAUAAAGUUACCUAACUUUGAAACCCUGAAUUGUCUGGAAGUGAAGUGAAAGGAGCUAUGUUGCCAUAAUUUGAAAAGUACAUGAAGUUAUAAGACUGCACAAAAUCAUCUUAAAACAGAUCUAUAGAAAAGCCAGAAAUAUUAGUCUAUUAAGAUAAAAAAAUAUGAAAUAUAAUUAUUUAGAAGUAAUACUAAGGUACAAAAUAAUUAAGGGUAGGUACGAAUGGGUAAGAUUACCAUGGAUUACAAGCACUUAACUUGAGAAUUCAGCCUAAAUACACAGAAACUGUGAUGUACCAUAUUUCCUUGAAUAAUAGCUGUCCCUCGAUUAAUCGCCUCCCUCAAAUAAUUGCCCUCCUUUCUUGGAAAUUUUUUAAAAAAUCACCUCCCUCGAAUAAUCACCCCCUCCCCCACCCAUCAUAUCAUCUUCUCUUUCUUUUAUCCCCUCCCUCCCGGUCAUUAUUGAAGUGGAAUGUGACAUGGCAAAACUGAUCAGUGACGAAUCAAGCUCUGAAAAUUAAUCAAGGAACCAAAUUUGGAACAAUGAAAAAGCCCAGGUUCAGUUUAUUUGAUGUGAUUGUUUUUUUAUUUCAUGUGAUGAUAAAACAAAAUACUUCUAAGGGCACGAAUUCCAGUGAGAACCACUUGAAAUAAUCGCCUCCCUCAAAUAAUCGCCCCCAUUUUGUGCGAAGAAAAAAUAAUCACCCCUGGCUAUUAUUCGAGGAAAUAUGGUAACUCCUUCAUAUAAGACCUCAUAUAAAACUAGAGUAAGAUAUAUUUUUUGUAUCAACUCUUAAAAUUUUAGAGAUAGUAAACUUUAUCUUUAAAGAACACAAACACACCCGUUAUAACAAAUGUUUGUUUUCUUUCUCUCUUAGUUUCUUUUUUAUUGGUACAUGUGGUGUUCUAGCGGCUACCUUUCUGUACAGUAUGCCAGAAAAACAUGGAGCACAUUCCACGGUAGUGAAACCUGUGUAG